AUGGAGCCUCAAGGUCCACUAAAGGAGCUCUGCGAGGAAGCCUCUUGCUCCAUCUGCCUGGACUAUUUCACGGACCCCGUCAUGAUCGCCGAGUGCGGCCACAACUUCUGCCGAGCCUGCCUGACCCGCAGCUGGGGGGAGUCGUCGGGGGCCGCCGAGCCUUCCUGCCCCCAGUGCAGAGGAAAAGCUCAGCCCAGCAGCCUCAGGCCGAACCAGCAGCUGGCCAGCUUUGUGGCAAUAGCCAAGAAAUUCACUCUGCAGGAGCGGAAAGAUGCUGCAGGGGCGAACGGGCCACUCUGCCAGAAGCACCAGGAGCUGCUGAGGUUUUCCUGCCAGGACGACGAAGCCCCCUUCUGCGUGGUCUGCGGCAUAUCCCAGGAGCUCAGAGAGGCAGCAGUGGCAGCUGGAAAAGGGAGAGUUUGCCAGAAGCACCAGGAGCCCCUGAAGCUCUUCUGCAAGGACAAUGAAGCCCUCAUCUGUUGGGUCUGUGACCGAUCCAAGGAGCACAGAGAUCACGAAGUCCUUCCUCUUGAGGAGGCCUCCCAAGAGUACAAGGAUCAGUUCUGCAACUGUCUGGAGAUUCUGAAGAAGGAGAGAGAGAGAAUUGUGGCGUAUAAAGGAGACAUUGAGAGGGAAAGCCAAGACUUGCUUAAACAAACCCAAGGAGAGAAGCAAGAGGCAGUAGCAAAGUUCAGGCAACUGCACAUGUUUCUGGAGGAACAAGAGAAGCUUUUGCUGGCCCAGAUGGAAGAGGUGGAGAUGGAGGUGGCAAAGAAAAGGGACCAGCACCUGGCCGCACUCUCUGAGGCCCUCUCCUCUCUCGAAAGCCUCAUCCGGGAGAUGGAAGAGAAGUGUCAGCUGCCAGCCAGUGAUCUCCUGCAGGAUGCCAGAAGCACCUUGCAGAAGUAUGAAGAAAAGGAGUCAUUUGAGAAUCCAGUGGAUUUUCCACUUGCCCUGAAGUGGCACAUCUGGUACUUCUCAUAUUUCAGUCCCCCUUUGGAGGUCAUCAAGAGGCAAUUCAAAGACACUCUGGAUUCUGGACUUCAUCUGCAGAAAGCAAAUGUGACUCUGGAUCCAGACACAGCCCAUUCAUGGCUCAUCCUGUCUGAGGGUCAGAAAAGCGUGAGAGAAGGAGAAAAACCUCAAGCUCUGCCCAGAGGUCCGGAGAGAUUUGAGAUGUAUACUGCUGUGCUGGGCCGUGAGGGAUUCACAGGAGGCUGCCAUUUCUGGGAAGUCCUUGUGGGAAGUGAGGAAAGCUGGAUUGUGGGGGUGGCCAGAAAGUCUGUGAGGAGGAAGGGAGGCCUCACUUUUACUCCUGAGGAAGGGAUCUGGGCUGUGGGGAAGUGGUCAGGGAUGCACAGGGCUUAUAUAAAAGAACAUUACCCUCCCCUGACUGUGACUGGGGAGCUGAAGAGGAUCCGAGUAUGCCUGAGCUAUGCUGGGGGUCGAGUGGCCUUUUUUGAUGCUGACCGAGCAGCCCUUCUCUAUGAGUUCUCUGGAGCCUCCUUCCGUGGAGAGACUCUCUUGCCCUACUUUUGGGUGUAUAAAAAAGGCCACCUCAAAAUCUCUUCCUAGGACCUUUUCUUCACACCAGGACCAUCAAGAAGAAAAUAGUAUUUCUCAAUAUUCUUCCUUUUUUCAAGGCCUGUGAAGACCUCUCCUGUCUCCAGCCACCAAAAUUUGACUGGGGUAAAAUGGAAAUAUUUCCCCUCCAUUUCCCAACAUUCCUUCCCCCCCCCUUUGUAUCUUAUUCCUUAAAGUGACAGUAAUGCCUUUCCCAUUGUAAAAGAUACAGGAGAGCUCUGAACAGACACCCCCCCCACUUGAUCACUCCAGCCUUCGUUCUCCUCAAGCACAAGAGAGGAACUGCUGCAGAGCCUACAGAGGAAGACGAGGUCCUGCAUGUUUCAGUUACUAUUUGGGAUUUCCUCUCUUCUUUACUGGGCACUAUCUGCUAGGUUUUGCCCUGUGUUCAGCCUGCCUUUUCUGAUGGACACUGGAGAUCCUGUCCCUGCCAAGGUAGCUGUGUUCAGAUACCACUUGUGUUUCAGUUAUGCCAGAGAUUGAAAAGAUGUUAUGUUUAUUAUAAAGUGAUGUUUUGUUGAAAAGUCU
Molecule: messenger RNA, 2112 nt
Organism: Heteronotia binoei (common prickly gecko)
Lineage: Eukaryota; Metazoa; Chordata; Lepidosauria; Squamata; Gekkonidae
Product: E3 ubiquitin-protein ligase TRIM7-like
Exons: 8
Coding region: 1-1575 (524 amino acids)
Molecular function (GO): zinc ion binding; protein binding
Source: RefSeq, a predicted model, not a curated record